Marmota flaviventris (yellow-bellied marmot) is the source of this 2342-nucleotide messenger RNA. Lineage: Eukaryota; Metazoa; Chordata; Mammalia; Rodentia; Sciuridae. The record is from RefSeq and is a predicted model, not a curated record.
UAGCCGUAUAUGUGGGAGCCCAUGUCCUGCAGUGUGGCCUGAUGUAAUUAAACUACCAUAUUUCAACACCAUGAAACCAAAGAAGCAGUAUCGUCGAAAGUUAAGAGAAGAAUUUGUUUUUAUUCCUGCAGCUGCUUUAGACUUAUUUGAUUACAUGCUCGCCUUGGAUCCUAGUAAGCGGUGCACAGCUGAGCAGGCUCUUCAGUGUGAGUUCCUACGAGAUGUUGAACCCUCAAAAAUGCCUCCACCAGACCUUCCUUUAUGGCAAGAUUGUCAUGAGUUAUGGAGUAAAAAGCGAAGAAGACAGAAGCAGAUGGGCAUGACUGAUGAUGUUUCCACAAUUAAAGCCCCCAGAAAGGACUUGUCUUUGGGCUUAGAUGACAGCAGAACCAACACACCCCAGGGUGUGUUGCCAUCUACACAACUGAAAUCUCAGGGCAACUCAAAUGUAGCACCUGUAAUAACAGGCCCUGGACAGCAGUUAAACCACAGUGAAUUGGCAAUUCUACUAAACCUACUACAGUCUAAAACAAGUGUUAAUAUGGCUGAUUUUGUCCAAGUAUUGAACAUUAAGGUAAACUCUGAGACUCAACAGCAGCUAAAUAAAAUAAACCUUCCUGCUGGAAUUUUGGCAACAGGUGAAAAACAGACAGAUCCAUCAACACCACAGCAGGAGCCUUCGAAACCAUUGGGAGGAAUUCAGCCUUCUCAGACCGUCCAGCCUAAAGUGGAGACUGAUGCUGCCCAGGCGGCUGUGCAGAGUGCAUUUGCAGUUCUGUUGACUCAGUUAAUAAAGGCUCAACAGUCAAAACAGAAAGAUGUGCUACUAGAAGAACGGGAAAAUGGAUCAGGACAUGAAGCAUCAUUACAACUCAGGCCACCUCCAGAACCUAGCACACCGGUAUCGGGGCAAGAUGACCUCAUUCAGCACCAAGAUAGGAGGAUUUUGGAGUUAACGCCAGAACCAGACCGGCCUCGGAUUCUGCCUCCUGAUCAACGUCCUCCUGAGCCUCCCGAACCACCACCAGUCACUGAGGAAGAUCUGGAUUAUCGGACAGAAAACCAGCAUGUACCUACCACUAGUUCCUCAUUAACUGACCCUCAUGCUGGAGUGAAAGCAGCCCUGUUACAGCUGCUUGCUCAGCACCAGCCCCAGGAUGAUCCCAAAAGAGAAGGUGGUAUUGAUUAUCCAGCAGCAGACACUUAUGUGCCCACUUCAGACUACAAGGACAGCUUUGGAUCCUCUUCUUUCUCUUCUGCUCCUUAUGUUAGCAACGAUGGUCUUGGAAGUAGUUCUGCUCCACCAUUGGAACGACGUAGCUUCGUUGGAAACUCAGAUAUUCAGUCUUUGGAUAACUACAGUACUGCUUCAUCUCAUUCUGGUGGUCCACCUCAGCCUUCUGCCUUUUCUGAGUCAUUUCCCAGUUCAGUAGCUGGAUAUGGAGACAUUUACCUCAAUGCUGGUCCCAUGUUAUUUAGUGGAGACAAGGACCAUAGAUUUGAAUAUAGCCAUGGUCCUAUUGCAGUCCUGGCAAAUAGCAGUGACCCUUCCACAGGGUCAGAGAGUACUCAUCCUUUGCCAGCAAAGAUGCACAACUAUAACUAUGGUGGUAAUUUACAGGAAAAUCCAGGAGGCCCCAGCCUCAUGCAUGGACAGACCUGGACCUCUCCUGCCCAAGGGCCUGGAUAUUCACAAGGAUACAGAGGACACAUUAGCACAUCAGCUGGCAGAGGUCGAGGGAGAGGGUUACCAUUUUGAGUAUCUGUUUUUCCUCAGGCACAUCAUUUUUAUCUGGAAAGACUUUUCUAGCUGCAAUUUAAGGCAGCAGUCCAAGAGACUUGAAUAAUAUUAAUUCAACAACAGCUUUAUUUUUAUGUGGAAAAGGGUCUUGCAUACAAUAGUUUAAAAAAAAAAGAAAAAAAACUUUGCUUAAAUUCAUGCUGUUCUUAAAACUAGAUCUAUUGAUUGUACAUCUUCACAAUUCUAGUUAACAAUUUUAUUUUGUAUUCUUGCAGUUUUAAGUGGAUGCUAAUCUUAGGGACAUAAGCCUUUUAUGACCCUCUUGCAGAUCUUCUGAACUAUGCACAUUUGUGCUUUUUUUGUAAGUUUGGACCAACUUUUAUGUAACAAACAACCCCUUCCUGCCCCCCUCCAGUUUUACAACAAUCAGAAAGGGCACUGAUUUAUUUGGUAUUUUUCUUUUUACAAAGCUACCUUUAGUCAAAGGUCACUGUCAGUCCUUGCACCUGCUUUCAGUGUUAUUGUGAAAGGUGUACUUUGUGCUCAUUUCAGAAAAUAAAACACAACCUUUCUCUUGAUGCAACAGUUUUAUAAAAGAAAA